AUGCCGCAAAAUAACAAGAACUAUAACUGGUCGCAACUGAUCCAGAGCAAGGGGCACCCCGUGCAAGAAUACGAAGUCACCACCGAGGACGGCUAUAUCCUCGAAAUCCAACGAAUCCCAUGGGGUCGUAACGGAGCUCCCGUAGAUAAAACCUCAACGACGCCUGUCUUGGUUCAGCAUGGUAUUUUAGCGUCAUCAGCGGACUUCGUCAACAACUUUUAUAAUCAGAGUCUUGGUUUUCUUCUCGCCGACGCUGGCUACGAUGUUUGGCUCGGAAAUUCCAGAGGGAACACGUACACCAGUCAUGUGAAUUUAAGUCAGAAAGGCCGCGAGUUCUGGAAUUUCAGCGCUGAUGAAAUAAUGAUCUACGACCUUCCAGCCAUGAUUGACGCAGUUCUCAGGAUAUCUGGACAAGAGAAGCUUCAAUACAUUGGCUGGUCCCAGGGAGCCCAGAUAUUAUUUGAGCUUCUCUCAGAGAGGCCAGAAUUUAAUAACAAGAUAACACUUUUCAGUGGCAUGGCACCAGUUGCUUAUCUCGGACACCUGAGGGCUCCCUUGAGAGUUUUGCUACCUUUUGAAGACAUACUUGCGUUAGUUCGAUGCGACUGCUUCCAGAAGUAUGAUUUCGGCUCCUUUGGAAACAAAGAAAAGUACGGAAAGGUGAACCCACCUCAGCAUCAGUUAAGCAAUACUAAAUUACCUGUCGCAAUCUACUGGAGUGAUGGCGACGAACUGGUUACAACUAAGGAUGUCGCUAGACUGCGCUCGGAGCUGCCCAACGUCGUUGCCUUCUACAAAGUUCCAGAUGAUAAAUUCACUCACCUUGAUUUCGCUUGGGGUAUCACGUCUGCGAACGUACUUUACCGAGAAAUGAUUGAUCUCAUGGAUAAAUACAAAUAG
Ixodes scapularis (black-legged tick) is the source of this 900-nucleotide messenger RNA. Its product is annotated as lipase 3-like. Gene Ontology annotation, biological process: lipid metabolic process. The transcript is spliced from 7 exons. Lineage: Eukaryota; Metazoa; Arthropoda; Arachnida; Ixodida; Ixodidae. The record is from RefSeq and is a predicted model, not a curated record. The coding region runs from base 1 to 900 and encodes 299 amino acids.